AUGUCUUCACUAUAUACCGUCUCCCCUUCGUCGCUAUACGACCAUCGCGACCAUUCGCAGGACCACUUGCGGGAACCCUACCUUACGGGCGGCUCGCACCACAACCACAAUCAACCCGUCACUCCAGCAGAGUCGCAGUUGCUGUCGCCAUACUCGUCGCACAUCAGAAGCAACUCGGCAUCGCCCAUAGCCAACUCAAAUACCCCAGCUGAGUCGUCAUCCACUCUCAGCAUUUAUCAGAGUGACUUCAGCGGGGACCUGGACGAUCCAUUCUUUGGUGUGAAUUUCGACAACCUGAAUGGCGGCUCCCCUACCUUCCUCGAGGACCAACUAAGAUUUGGUAGUACUGAGCAUCUUGAUACAAAUCAUAUUCCAAUGCAAAAUCAGGGCACAUACGAUGCUGGCAGUCAUUUGAAUUUUGCCAAGCCCUUGUCAGAACCGGUAGCCUCGUCGCUCAGUUCACAAAAUAACUACGACGGUGGUUUCUAUACUGGAUCAGGAGCCACCGCAUCGCAUCAACAUCACUCCAACGUAUCGCAACCAGAGCCAGAGCCAGUCUUGCGCGACAGCAACCAGUCAGCGCCUCAACCGACACUGGACACGAACGCGGUUAACUGGUCUAGCGACGGCAGGCUUGCGCCUGCUGCUCUGAACAUGGCAGCCCAAAGUCCCCGUGUUAUGGUGUCUGAAUGGGGAAGAGACGAACAGUGCGCGGUGCACCCAGUAGCGCGCACAUCUGCACGUGGCACGGAGAGCCCCAGGACAAUGCGCUCGGCAUUAAGCAACAACGACGUCAUAUCCACUGAGACCCUCCAUCGCUCAAGUGUGUCUCGGGAUACCCAAGGGAACUGGGGGCGCGAUGCUGCCACCGGCCAUCGUGGUCUCGGACCCGAGGACCGGCCUUCAGCGGAGACCUUGAGCAUCAAUCAGCUCGAUGCUGGCCGCCAAGUGACGGAAAGAAACCAGCUAGUCGAUGCUUGGGUAGCAGAUGCCGCUGAAAAUGCGGAUCGAAUUGCGACCGAUGCAAUCGACGCCACAUAUUAUCCGCCUGGGGCGGACAAGAACAGCUCUGAUGAUAUACCCCUUGGGAACAACACGGAGAACAAAUACAUCUCUGGCCAAGCAUACUACCAGACAGAGACUCAAGGUGGCGGGCUCACCCAGGAGGACAUAGAAAUCAUGCAGCAAUCUCGCAACUGGGGCGAUGCGCCCAUGGUUCACUCCAUAUCUCAGAUGGGCUCCUCUCGGCACCAGCCAGAGAGCUCUCAAGCGGCCAUUGCCAAAUUUGAGAUGAUGUGCCGCGAUAAUGACUCAAUUGUCUCAAGAGCAGCUACGUGGGGCACUCGUCGAAGGAGCCUGCCCAGCCUCGUCGACGUGGAGGGUGUUCUCAAUGGUAAUUUCUUGAAGAAACUCUCCCUUAAAGCCGACUCUUCACGCCGGCCUAGUCUCCUGAGAAAGAUCCCAAGUCUUGUGAGGAGACCAAGUGCAAGCCAAUUAUUGAAGCGCAAAGGAAGCAACGCAGAUGAGACUGCAUCUGACGAAUUGGCGCAUCCCGAUAGACGGGAAUCUAGGGACAGUCUAGCCCCGCCUAGCCGCUCAACGAGCUGGGGCAUCAAACAGAAACCAACUCCCAGCCUCAACACGGCCCUAGUUGGCAUGGCCACGAACGCUGCAGCAAUUGGGACUUCCCAUGCUCGGAGUGGUUCUAUUAGCGCAACAUCCAUCACGUCUCCCAAGAGUUCCUUCGGAUUCCCGAAUGUCAAGAACAGCCUUAGAAGGCCGAGAAGCAAGACGGAACUGCCCAAGGGUAACACAGAAGGCGUUUCCAACAUCGUGGGAAUGUUGAAAAAACAGGGCGGUCCACCCGUUGCCCAGCUGGCUAGGUCACAACCCAACUUUGAAAAGGACGACGAUGACGAGUCCGAUGACUAUCAUUUGGAUGACUCCGACAUGAAUAUCGAAACAGGCAAGGGUGAAGACAUCAUCCCGACCUUGGCGGGCUUCCAGCAACACAUCCGGCGAUUAAACCCUAAUCUUCCGCACUCCAACCAAUACUUGGUCGACCGGAUUGCACAUCACAUGAUCAUUCGCUACAAGAACCUCCAAAAAUCGAAGAUCAAACACCUGAAGGCAGUGAACCAGUAUAACUGUCAAAGCGGGGUUUUGUGUAUCGCGCAAGGGGGUUCUGCGCAGCCUUUAGAUAGCAGAGGAGAUACUCGAGGAGUAGAUCCCCUUUCAGCUCGUCCAGAUUCCUCAGACGGCGACAGCACACCACGGAAAGGCGACAUCAACCAUGAGAGUUUCCCAACGGGAAUCCCCAUGCCACCUACUACGACACUCCCGGCGGAGUUCGAGUGUCAGCUUUGCUAUACCCGGAAGAAAUUCCAGAAGCCAUCGGAGUGGACCAAGCACGUACAUGAGGAUGUACAACCCUUCACUUGUACAUGGGACCAGUGCCGUGACCCAAAAAUGUUCAAGAGAAAAGCAGAUUGGGUCCGGCAUGAGAAUGAAGGCCACCGUCAUCUGGAAUGGUGGACUUGCGACGUCGACGACUGCCGCCAUACAUGCUAUCGACGGGACAACUUCCUGCAACACUUGGUACGCGAACACAAGUUUCAAGAGCCCAAAGUCAAAACCAAGGCGGCCAUCAAGAAGGCCGGGGGUAAUGAUCUCACGUGGCAAAAGGUCGAGAGAUGUCAUGUGGAGACACGCCGGCGACCACAGGAUGAGCCCUGCCGCUUCUGUGGCAAGACCUUCCCCACGUGGAAGAAGUUGACAGUCCACCUUUCCAAGCACAUGGAAUACAUCAGUCUGCCAGCAUUGAAGCUGGUUGCUACUGAGCAGUUAAAUGAGGACACCAGUAUCAGCCCGGUGAGCCCGGUGCAGCAUCCUUCGCCGCGCAACUUCCCCAUGCCUAUCAAGCAAGAACCACAGGCCGUCAGCCCUCACACUCCUCAACGCCCUCAUGCGUUUUCCAACCCUAAUCCAGUAGAAUACGACUCCCAUAGCCCGUUCGGGUAUUCGAACAUGCCUCGUGCACAAAUGCAACCAUCAUUCUACAAUCAAAAUCACGCUGCCCCCCAGCAGUUCGACGCCCAGCCACGCCUCCCGCCCUCGGGUUUAAUGAUGCUGCCCACAACAGGUUUCGCUCAACAGCAACAGUACCAUACACUGCCUGUAACUACAGGCGUACCGUAUGAACAAGCCGCCAACACCUCCUAUAUGUCAAUGCCAAACCAACUCGAACCAUUCCCUUUGCUGGAACAAUUUGGCAUUCAGGACACUAGUGGUGGACAACAUCCCUACGACACCAUGACAGACCCGAUCAUGCAGAACGUGGAACAACAGUACAGCAACCAAGGCUCAGUCUCACCGUACCCGCGUUCGCCGCAUCAAGGGCAUACAAGAUUUUAA
This is a messenger RNA of Pseudomassariella vexata, 3414 nucleotides long. RefSeq lists its product as uncharacterized. The record is from RefSeq and is a predicted model, not a curated record. Bases 1 to 3414 code for a protein of 1137 amino acids. The transcript has a single exon. Lineage: Eukaryota; Fungi; Ascomycota; Sordariomycetes; Amphisphaeriales; Pseudomassariaceae.